UUGACUUUCAUCCAUCACACUUAAACAUACCCAAAAAACUAAAUUAUUCGUGUUUUAACCUUCGUUUUGCGGACGUUCGCGUUCCAAUCUGGCUCAAAAUAAUGAAAUGGGUGAAUCCAAUAUCAUCGUGGGCUCCCAAAUCGAUGCGCCCGAAGAGCCGGACAGGCCUGGCAGAAGUAUGAGCGUCCAGGCCAUGCAGAACCUGUUCGAAUUGAAGGAGAGCAACCAGCUGUGUGACGCUAAGCUUAUACUGGAUGACGGAUCUGAAGUUCCGGUCCACAGCGCCAUUCUCUGCUCUUGCAGUCUUUAUUUCAGGGCAUUGUUCACGACCCCGCUCUACAAUCGUGACAGGCAUCGCGUCCACCUGCCGGGCAUUAGUCCGGAUAUGCUGCACACACUGCUGAUGUACAUCUAUCUGCGAAAGCUGGAGAUAACCGACCAGAACGUGCACAAGCUGCUGAUCACCGCCGAUUAUCUAAGCAUACUGGGUGUGCUGGACAUGUGCUGCAAAUUUUUAGAGAAGACGCUGACGCCCAAGAACUGCAUUGGAGUGCUGACGUUCGCCAGGGAUCACUUCUGCCAGGAAUUGGCCACCGCCACUUGGAAGUACAUCAUGAAGAAUUUUCCUGCUGUCGCCACCUCCAGCGAUGAGCUCCUCACAUUGAAACUCAAGGAAAUACAAGAGAUAAUAAAUGGUGACAAUUUAAAUGUGAAGAGUGAGGAGACGGUGUGGGAGGUGAUCCUGCGAUGGAUAAACCACGAUCCGGAGGACAGGAAAAAGCACGUGGUCGAACUAAUGAAGUGCAUACGCCUGGGCCUCUUGGACACGCAGUUUUUUCUCGAACGAGUCAAAGACCAUCCGUACGUCUCUACCUGCGAGGAGAGCCGACCGAUGAUCAUCGAAACUCUCAAGUUCCUCUACGACUUGGAGAUGAUCACGCACAGGGACGGGGAAGUGGUGACGCCGGAGAUAGCCAGGCCACGAAUACCACACGAAGUAAUGUUUGCCAUUGGAGGUUGGAGUGGCGGUUCACCUACCAAUUUUAUAGAGACCUACGACACCAGGGCCGAUCGAUGGGUGAAAGUCGAGGAGGUGGACCCUACAGGACCUCGGGCUUAUCAUGGCACAGCUGUGGUCGGCUUCAAAAUCUACGUCAUAGGGGGCUUCGACGGGAUGGACUAUUUCAACUCGUGCAGGUGCUUUAAUGCGGUCGACAAGUCGUGGAAGGAAGUGGCGCCGAUGCACGCGCGAAGAUGUUACGUGAGUACCGCGGUACUGAACGAGGUGAUCUACGCGAUGGGCGGCUACGACGGCCACCACAGACAGAACACGGCCGAGAAGUACGACCACAGCACGAACCAAUGGACGCUGAUCGCGCCCAUGAACAUGCAAAGGUCCGACGCCAGUGCUUGUACAUUAAACGGAAAGAUUUAUAUAACCGGAGGGUUUAAUGGACAGGAAUGUAUGCAUUCUGCCGAGGUGUACGAUCCGGAGACGAACCAGUGGUCGUUGAUCAACCCGAUGAGGUCGAGAAGAUCGGGGGUGUCUUGUAUCGCUUACCACGGACACGUUUACGUAAUCGGGGGGUUCAAUGGAAUUUCGAGGAUGUGCAGCGGCGAAAAGUUCAAUCCUGCCAACAACACCUGGUCACCAAUCCCUGACAUGUAUAAUCCCAGAAGUAACUUCGCAAUUGAGGUCAUCGAUGACAUGAUCUUCGCGAUCGGAGGUUUCAACGGUGUCACAACAAUCUACCACGUGGAAUGUUACGACGACAAGACGAACGAAUGGUACGAAGCGACGGACAUGAACAUAUACAGAUCGGCAUUGUCGGCGUGCGUAAUCGACGGUCUGCCCAACGUCAAGGACUACAUCCACAAGCACAGAGACCGGCUGAUGGAGGAGAAGCGACAGAAGAUGAUCGCAUUGGAGAACCAGAGGAACAUGGCGGGGAUGGCCCAAAACCAAUCGAUAAUCUCGUUCCAGGUGAACCAUCAGGACAACGUUGCUGCGGCAGUCAAUGCCAACAUGCAACAGCUCAACUUGUUGCAGCAACUUAAUGCCAAUCUGAACCCCGCCCUGCCCGCCGCUCCAGCGCAGGCGCAACCAGUACCUCCGCCGCCCCAGCCGGCGCCCAUGGACGUCGAGGAGAAUGAAGACGAAGCCAUUAUGUGAUCGACAUAAAGUGCGUCCUGGCUCGGCAGUUUUUGCGAUGCCGGGACACAUUUAUAUGGGACUUGUGCACAGUGAUGUGAUUGAUGACUGAUGAAAAAUGAAUUUUAAUCCAUACAAUAGCAUAUUUUAAGAAUUUUAGACAUACACUUUUUUACAAUAUUACACUUUUAUUGGCAAUAUAUGUUAUUUAUGAUGAUUUUCACUGGUUGCUAAUAAACAAGCCCUUUUAA
Molecule: messenger RNA, 2403 nt
Organism: Aethina tumida (small hive beetle)
Lineage: Eukaryota; Metazoa; Arthropoda; Insecta; Coleoptera; Nitidulidae
Gene: klhl10
Product: kelch-like protein 10
Exons: 6
Coding region: 107-2173 (688 amino acids)
Molecular function (GO): protein binding
Source: RefSeq, a predicted model, not a curated record